GAAGUCGGUCCGUCCUUUCGAGUUGAUUCGCACCAAGCUCGACGCAAGCGGCUCGGUCGACCUCGUGCAGUCCAACAGAAGAUGUUCGCUUCAUUGCAGCUCACAGCCGCAACCACAUACAGCCUCCUGCAGCUUUUGAUCACACCAAAGAACCACAGAUGCCCUGGCCUUGGAUUACGGAGUCUCAGCUCCCGAACUCACCGCAGGAGGCUGACGGCGAAAAGUCGAAGAACGAUGCAGCAUGCUAUCGGGUGCGAAAAGUGAGAACGACGUUCGAUCGAAGCAAUUUGAAACGCCAAGCAGCCAGACGCGGACAUGGGCAAGUGGCGGCCAUGGCCCUCGUCGCUCACAGCGUUCGUCGCUGACAAGCUCAAGCCCAAGCCCAUUGGGCUUGUCCCCGCGCUCCUCACGCCAAGCCCGUGUAUGACGCCGGACGACGCCGCGCUGGUCUGGACGCUUCUGCAACAUGACGCCGCGUGGCGCCUCUCGUUCCUGCGCGCGUGCCUCGAGCUUCUAUUGCGCAGCAAAGGUAACGUGGCCUUUGCGCAGCGCGUCGCCAACACGGUGCAUCUCAUGGACGUUUUCUUCUUUCCGCUGGACGUCGCGCCAUUGGGUCUCGACUUUGCCCUUGUGUCACCGCUCUUGCAAUGGAGCCUUGGCCCGGCGAACAAGUGGCGCGCCAUCGUGCUCGACGGCGUCCGCCUUCCGCUGGCAUGCGAGGCGUAUGCGCCCGGAGCGUACGCGGCUCUGCCGGUGGAGACCGAGCCAACGACGAUACGCAAAUCCAAGUCGAUGCUCUUUGCCCGGCGCAACCGAACCAACACGGCGCUGACGAGCUCGACAUUCUCGUCGUCCUUGACGGGCACGUUCGCCGUGACGCCAGAGAGCAAGGGAAACAUGUCCCCGUACACGCUGCUGCAGGUCCGCCACCACCUUCUGUGCCGCAUCGAUGUCGAUGCAAUCAUGGAUGCGAUGAUGAGUCUCCUGCGAUCCCUGCCUGUUCCUUCGGUCGAGUUUGUGGCGCUCACGAUUCUCAUGACCGAGGCGCUGACAGUAGCGCCAACGCGGAACCGUGACUUUCUGAAGCAGCUGCGCCAUACGCUUCAAACGCUCGUGUGUCCCGUGAGCUUCGCGACCAAGAGUCGCCUGGAAGCAGUCGUGGAGAGCGAGCUCGAGAGGCCCGGCGAGGCGUCCCGACGCCGGCUUGCGAUCGCCUCCGAUGUGGUCGUGGUCACCACUGCGGUCGACGCACCCUUGUGGCAAGUGCGGCCACUGGAAGAGUUGUACCACAUCACGACAGGAAACGUGCAUGGCAAACUGCAGAGCCUCAUGCGGCGACGGGAGAAGCCGUCGUCGGGCUCGCUGCCUCUCGACGUGGCGCGGCUCGUGUCGCAUUUGCACGGCGACUUUGACCUGACGGACGAAAGCCGUGUUGUGGGCUUUUUAUGCCAGCACCCGUAUCUUGUCACCGACGUACUUGCGCAGCUUACGCCGACACAAUCGUCGAUCCUCGUACGCGUGUCUCUCUUGGCGUCCGUGCUCGAGGCCGCCGCGGUCCCCGUCCGCCCGUUGCGAAGCCUCUGCUACGGCACCCGCAACGACAACGAUACGUCCACCACAAUGCGUCCGUUGUCGCCAGUGACGAUCGAUACGACGUACGCGCCCUUUCCGGCGACGGUGUUUCCGUCGUUUGCACUCGCUCCGCUGCGGAUGACGCAGGCGGUGACAUCGCCCGUCCACGAGGCGAGUCGCUUGCGCGCCGCCCUGCCGGUGCCCGGUGGGAGCGACUUGGUUGUCUUGAUGGGUGACGACGGACUCUUCCACCAGUGGCUCACAAGUGUCGUGCUGCACACGUCGUACCCCGCCCGUGUUGUGGUAUUGCCGCUGCCCUCCGCGCCGUCCACCAUCGCGCGCUACGUGGCGUCCAUCGACAUGUGGUAUCUCCGGUACCUCUACGGUCCCUUGCUGAGCUCUGGGACCACGACGCUGUUGUCACCGACGGCCUUUUUAACGUCGAUCGAGCAGUCGCUACUGCAGUUCUAUCUGCACGUUGCAACGAACGUGGUGCAUCUCGCAGUCUUUCAAUGCCGCGUGCUCGGGCACUUGGCACCGUUUUGCUUUGCGUGCAGCAUCUCGCCCAAGCGCGUCCGCGGCCACUUGAUGCUGCGGCUGCUGCUCCACACCAAGACACUGCUGUUGAAGGCGACCCACGUGGCCAUUGUGCACACGACAGCGAUGCAAGCGAACGGCGGCCCGUGGUCCCGUGACGGCGCGAGCCCGCUCUUGGAUGUGACAGCGACGCUUGUCACCGGCGACAAGCGGACGGUGCAAGGCAUUCUGUCGCUGCACGUGUCGUCGCGGCAUGGCUUUGGGCAGGUAGCAUUGGACGACCAGCUUUGGACGCCGCCGCCAGGGGCGACCGACCUCGAGGUCGCGCGGCACCCGUGGCACGUGCCGCUCGCCGUCACGUUUCCAUUUGCGCACCAUCUUGGCAAGUAGCUACGACUCCACACCUAAUCAACUCCACGACGAAUCGUUAUCAAAGUGUCGAACAAUAGGGUUAUGUAAACUAUGGUGUUUG
Messenger RNA from Saprolegnia diclina VS20, 2581 nucleotides. RefSeq lists its product as hypothetical. The transcript is spliced from 5 exons. The record is from RefSeq and is a predicted model, not a curated record. Lineage: Eukaryota; Oomycota; Saprolegniomycetes; Saprolegniales; Saprolegniaceae. Bases 316 to 2499 code for a protein of 727 amino acids.